GUCACUCGAUUGGAUUAGAAGGACGCCGAUUCGCGUUGCUCUCAAAGAAAUACAAGAACCUCUAUUACUCUCUUUGAAUUCUCUCAUUUUCACCUCCUUAACCUCAGAUCUCUGAAAAUCCAACGUCUAGAGAAACUUCAGCCAUGAGUAAUGAAGAAUCUGUACCAGUACCAGUCCAAAAUGACGAGAAUCAAGACGAGGAAGGGGUAGAUUCAAGAGCGAAAGACGAGCUACCAUCUGCAAGCCAGGCUCCUGACGGUGGACUUGAAGCCGGUGUCCCUAAAAAUCCAAACGAAAAUGGCGAGAAAGAAGUCGCUGAACCACCGAGGAAGAAGUCCAAGAGGUCUAAAGCAUCUGCAAAGGUAGCAGAAAAGCUCCCAGAGAUUGUUCCCGGGGAUAAAUAUCCGUUUGCCAGACGCAGGGGUAUUCGGAUUUUCUCUGAUCGAGAAAUAGAAGUACAAGACGCUGAGAUGACCAGAGAAUAUUGGAGAUUCUGGAACCAGACAGCCGAAGAGCUGUGCAGUGAUCGGGCCUAUAAUGACUGGGGAAAGAGGGAUUUAAAGCUGUAUAUCGACGCUGCUUGGAUCAUUCACAAGACGUACCUCCAAGAGGUGACUGAACGUCAGCUUGCUGAAAGUUUGAAGGAACUGAUGGAUAAGCAUGGCUACAGUGAACUACCACAGAAAAUCAAGAAUCAAGAUCAAACAAUCACUACCUCGCUUUCCAAGCUUCAAGAUUCAACUGCCAAUCUCAACCAGUUAAAUCUUGAGCUAACAAAAAUUCGUGGUAAACACAUGAACAUUAAACAGAGGCCAAUUGACAACUGCUAUGUACAAGACAAGAAAGAUGAAGACCUACGACAGAGUAACAAACAAGUAUCAGAGUAUGAAAAAAAUCUUUAUGAAGGAAUGUCCGAGGUGAAACGGCAUCAAGACUCCCUGAAAAAGGGCUUGAAUAGACUGCAAAAUAUGAUCAUCAAAGCUAAACUGGAUCGUCCCAUACAGGAGGCUGCCACACAGAUCUAAAGUAUGGAUACUGAACUAUAUACAUUAUAGUUACAUUUAAGGAUUGACAAUUUGAUUUUUAAUGAGGACUUUUUAUGUUACAGAGAUUCCUUUAAUGCAGUCGUAGAACCUUACUAAAGAAAGUCAGUUGUAAGGAAAUUUGUUUAAGGUCAUUGAACAAGCUAAUAUUUGAAGAUUAUGUCUAUCAUAUGAGUGAGAUAUUUAAUUCAUCGCUUUCUAAGUUGUCCAUUGAUGGGAAUCAGGACCUUAAGAUUAAUGUUUUUAACGAAUCCCAUUGGCAAACAAUAGAAAAUAAACCUGGUUAAACAUGACACAGGACACUGUGACAUUGACUCUGUCUUCAAGGGUUGCUAUAGAUAUUAUUUUGUAUUUGCUUAUUUUUAAGUAAAAGAAAUAAGUGAAGAACAAGAAUGCAUGUCAUUAAAGUAAAAUUAACAUCAAA
Actinia tenebrosa (Australian red waratah sea anemone) is the source of this 1467-nucleotide messenger RNA. RefSeq lists its product as uncharacterized. The record is from RefSeq and is a predicted model, not a curated record. NCBI's taxonomy places the organism in Eukaryota, Metazoa, Cnidaria, Anthozoa, Actiniaria, Actiniidae.